AUGGUACGCGAAAUCAAUCGUUACGAGAAUGGAACUCUAAAGAAUAAACUUUUAUUUCCCGAUCAUAUUAAUGAUUAUCAUGGUUGUCGGUUAAAUGUGUCGGCCCAUAAAGUGCCACCACUCUUAACAUUUAAUGGCGAUGUGAACAAUAAAACACAUCUAUUAGAGAUCAAUCGCUUGAGUGGAAUUGAAGGUGAUAUUUUGAAAGAAGAGAAUAUAAUUAAUAAUUUUUAUGAUUCUAAGGGCUGUUUUGGAGAUCUGGAUAGAGAACGUUCACAAAUAGCCAUAGGAGGUUUCAGUUCGACUCAAUGGAACAACGACAAGUAUAGCAAAUCUUUCGUUUAUCAUACUACUCCAUAUGUAUUUGUGGUUCACAGUGGUGUAUGUUUUGGUCCAAUCAAACAACUACUCAAUCCUUUAUGCCCCUCAACAUGGACAUUUCUACUGAUUUUCUUUACAGCCUCAUUUAUUUUCAGUAAAUUAACUCAAACCAAACCAAGGGUACAUGACUUUGUAUUUGGGCCGAAGAAUAGAAACCCAAUAUGUUCAAUGUUUAUAAUUUUUUUCGGCAAUUCAUUACCAACGCGUUUAAUACCGAGACGAAAUUUUGCUCGAUUUCUUAUGGCUGCCUGGCUACUUCUAACAUUCGAAGUACGCAAUGGUUAUCAGGGCAAAAUGUUUGACAGUUUACGUUUUUCUCAACGUAUUCCAAUACCUCAAACAAUUUCUCAACUCAUAGAACAGGAUUACACCUUACUGACACAUUUAUAUAAUGAUUUCUAUCCAGCAAAUAAAACACAAAUCAUGGCUAAUACCACUAGACGUAUGCAUAUGCUACAGAUGAGUACUUCGAAAUUAACUUCCACGGCUCUGUUGGAUUCUUUGGCUCAUUACAAUUAUAAGAAUUGGAAUACUAGCACCUUGACUUACGUCGAGGAAACUAUACAUUCAUUUCCAUGUGUCAUGUACUUUAGGAAACAUUCCAUGUUACGUUCGAGUAUCGAUCGAAAAUUGAAGAUAUUCUCCGAUGCCGGUAUUACUUCACACAUUGCAAGGAAGCAUGUUCGUACCAAGUUCUUGAAGAUGAAUACCAAUUCACAGUUUGUCAGCAGAUUGGCAAAUGAAAAUCUAAAAGGAUUGUACUUUAUAAGUAGUGUCAUGUUUUUGAUUUCAACAGUUGUCUUUAUUCUGGAAUUGCUAACACGUAAAUCGCAAAAAUUGGAGAAAUUUAUGAAUGCGUUAAAUUCAUUUUAA
Molecule: messenger RNA, 1254 nt
Organism: Lucilia sericata (common green bottle fly)
Lineage: Eukaryota; Metazoa; Arthropoda; Insecta; Diptera; Calliphoridae
Exons: 3
Coding region: 1-1254 (417 amino acids)
Source: RefSeq, a predicted model, not a curated record